AUGGGACAAAAACCUAAAGAAGUUGGUUGAAUGCAUUUUCCUAAAAUCUCGAUCUAUUUUGUUAACAGUUUUGUCCACGCUUCAGCUCUAGCAAGAGAGGUGACUUUUCUCAUCUAAACACGAGGUGAAAACCAUGAGCCGUUCUCGUAUAGGGCUACAGCUUCAUAUAGGAGGACUCUUUUAUACACCCUCCGAGAUGAGUUUUGAAUGAGAUGUUUCAGAUGUACAAUAAAACUUUAUAAUUACUAUAUGUAUUUUUAGCUUCAGCAGAUAUCCGUUGGCAUAAAGUAUCACGUUUUCAGAAAAAGUAUACAAUGAAGUUUCAUCAGAAUAUUGCAGAUUAUACUGUUAGCGCAUCACAGGACAGUGUGACAGCAUCUCAGGUAUGCUUUUCUUUAAUAUUCUAUAAUACAAAUCUGAGUUCAAUCUGCCUUUUCGUUGGUCGAGAGUUGCACUGAUGGCGCAAUUUUCAAAACGUAAUAUCUCAAAAGCAUCACGUACAUAUAUGACUGGUACAAGGCAGCAUUCCAUUCGGAUACGGGGUUGCGACACUGCUGAUCGGCCCAGUUGAAUCGACGUGUUUACGGGGAGAGAAUAUCUUAGAAUGUACAAAGGACGUGAGGGGCGUUACGUGAAUGGGAGGGGGGGGGGUUGGUUAGUGUUGCCAACACAAGGCCAGCGACUGGGGACUCCGAUUACCGGGAGAGAAUUGCCCAAGCAGAUGGGGCAGGAAUCAUAUUCCACGCGUGAGGUGCGAGAGAACGAGUUUUCGCAUUCUAGAUCCGCCAGAAAAAUCGAUUGGGAUUUACGAUUUUUACGCUGUAAGCAAGCUGAAUAGCGACACCAAAAUAAAUUUUGUCCUUCACUUUAUUUUAUAGAAUAACAAUGGCGCAACAAUAUUUCAUCGUUUUGAUUUAAGGGUCCCAAAUAAGCCUUAUGUUGUUCUUAAAUCCACCAGUGGCAAAAACCUCUACCUGAGCAGUGAUGGAGCUGGAAACUUGAAACUGAAAUCUUGGAACCUGCCCAAGAGGAGCCCUCCUGGUGCGAGCAAAUACGUCGAUCCAGCCUUCUUAUUUAGGUUGGUUAAGACUUAGGGAGAGGAAAAUACAUUGCCAGUAUUUUGUACGACAAUAUUUUAAAACAUUUUUGCGUUUGUUUGGAGUCAUUCCUUAUACCUAUAUGAAUAGGCUUUCCUGUUCGUUAGUUGAUGACAAUAGAGAGUUAAGCUUCACGCUUCCGGGAACGGCAAACGGCAACUUCGAACUUUCUUUUCAAAAUUUUCGUUGAACGUUUCUGUUUCAUAUUUUAUUUCUUGCAUCAAAAGAAUAAUUAUGUAUUUCAGUUUUAGAACAGCAAGUUCAUUUACUCUUUAUUGCCUGAUACCGUAAUUUUUUCUUUGCCUGGCGUUUGCCGUUUUACUGACGUAUAACGCGAAGCUUAAACUCCUUAAUACAAGACAACCCAGAAUCACUGAACAUUUCUAUAUAUGCAGUUGUCCUUUAGCAGUAUGAUUUGAGUAAACUUUUAUUCAAAUGAGGCCGGUGAGUAACCAGAAAUUUUAAUCUGUAGUUUAAUAUAAUACAAUUUUUGCAAAUAAAAAUCAGUAAGUUGAGUAGCAGAUUUGCAUGAGGUAUAUAAGGAGCGUUUCUUUUGUGAAUCUAGAUUUGGAUUUUUAGGAUUCGAAUUUUGCGGAUUCGUUAAACAAAUGGAACGAAUUGUGGGAAUCGGAAUUCGCCUGCUCUUUUCCCGCUACUUUUACAAUAAGUUUUCUGUCCCACUAUACCUUUCGGUCGGGUCAAGGUGCAUGCUAGAAGGCCAGAUGCUCAAAAGGAACGUUGCAUCCUAAUCAAGUUUCAGAUUGAAUCCGAAAAAUCCAUAUGUUGAUCAGAGGUGGAUUCAUCAGAUACGAAUCUACAGGGUGUAUAAAAAAAAA
Messenger RNA from Paramuricea clavata, 1933 nucleotides. The record is from the annotation of a GenBank genome assembly. NCBI's taxonomy places the organism in Eukaryota, Metazoa, Cnidaria, Anthozoa, Malacalcyonacea, Plexauridae.